GUCCUCUGUCACGUCACCUGUCACAAAGUAAUUGACCGCUCAGGCUCUGGGGAUACGGUAGAAACAUUGUGCUACAGUACUAGUAUGGCUGCCAGUCCGUCGCUGGUCUCUCUCACCAGAGACAAAGACUCUACACGGCCAGAAUCACUCGAGAACCAAGUCAAAGGAGAACCGCUCCGAGUGAGACUGGAAAGCUGGGCAAGCAAGCUACCAGGGAUUUAAGCACAAAGGGGACCGCAUGCCCCUCCAGCCAGGGACUCCACAGGCGAAAGGGAUUCUACCGCAGGAGGCUGCUGAAGCUGAAGCUGCAGAGACAAGGCACCGUAUUUCAGCCAGCCGAUGACACGUCUCCCGGUGUCUGAGUCGGCCGUACACAAAGAUGUGCGUGUGUCCUUUACUUGCGGGCGAUUACGAGGAGGGCGGCGGGGCGAGGGCCAGUGGUACGCUUGUAGAGUUUGUCCACCGCCGUGAAGCAACUUGAUGGAGAGAGGGAGCAGGUGUGCAUAGAGAUGGGGGAGAUGUUCGUGAAGAUAGACUCGAGAGAGAUCGAACAGGAUCAUUGGAGCGGCGUCCCACAGAGCCGGAGAAACGACCUUUGAAGGGAAAGGAAGAGGGGGAGGGGGAGCAAACGGCGUCGCUGGAGCCAGAUAUCCGUCCACAAGUCCAAGCCGCAGUCCUCGUCUUCGAAAUUCGAACGCUUUGAGUCUGACGACAUAUGAUCCAGCGCUGCCCCAUCCCACCUCGAUCAGAGAAUUUAAGAACCCCGAGCAGCCGAGUCCGAUGGGAACGUAGACCGUGAGAAUGUGACGACGAUGAUUGGCAAUAACCUGCGGGGCGAUCCGAGAAUUGGCAUCUUGGGUGUGCUCGACGGGCUAUCGAUUGAUCGCUGCCGUGCAUACCACUCCG
Molecule: messenger RNA, 906 nt
Organism: Mycena citricolor
Lineage: Eukaryota; Fungi; Basidiomycota; Agaricomycetes; Agaricales; Mycenaceae
Source: the annotation of a GenBank genome assembly